Zychaea mexicana is the source of this 2743-nucleotide messenger RNA. RefSeq lists its product as uncharacterized. The coding region runs from base 83 to 2623 and encodes 846 amino acids. The transcript has 8 exons. Gene Ontology annotation, molecular function: GPI anchor phospholipase D activity. Lineage: Eukaryota; Fungi; Mucoromycota; Mucoromycetes; Mucorales; Lichtheimiaceae. The record is from RefSeq and is a predicted model, not a curated record. Gene Ontology annotation, cellular component: extracellular region; extracellular matrix.
UCUCUCUCUUUUUUUUUUUCUCUCACCUUCUUUCUUUCCUUUACCUCCCUUUCAUUUUAUACAUGUAUAUUUACUGGUGACUAUGUUUGCAACAGUUUUACUCAUUGCAGCAUGGCUCAAUUCAAUGGCAGUUGCCUGUGGCAUCUCUAUACAUACUGAAGUUACAUACCGAUCUUUAGCACUAUUCGAACCAGUGACUGAAGUGCAAUCGGCGUAUAAAUCAAUCAUGGAGCGAUCUGACGGUUACGUUCAAGCCGGCUCUUUUUUUCCGGACUGGGGAUAUCAAUGCAUGGGAUAUAAUGAAGAAGCAGAGGAUGCUCAUUGGGCCCCUUUUAUUCGAACGGCCAUUGAUUAUGUUAAGGAAACCUAUCCUGCCCCUCGUACAAGUGGCGAUCCGCAUGUUGAGGGACUUGUAUCAUUUAUCUUUGCCAUCAUGUCGCAUGACGUAGCCGACGUCCGGUGGCACAGUUUGCAAGGACUCAAGGAUUAUUUCAUCGAAGCCAUGGCACACAUGGAUUUUGGUGGUGAUUACUCAAAAGCUCACACAGCUGCAGAUACAGGCGCAGAAUUCACAUUGCAACAUUCUACAAGACUCAACUAUAUCAAUGCAACGUGGCAUGUUCCUGUGCGUGACAUUGUCAAUAUUUAUGCAAGGCUAUAUAAAAACGACGCAAAUGGCAGCAGGCGGAUACCUCAUCAAGAUCAUCUUAUUUAUUGCAUGACCACAGCGUUUGCUGCGUCGAGAAUUGAUUUAGAAUUCGGUCGCUUUUUGUUUGGAUACUAUGGGUCCAAGAGUCCGUUUUUGAUUGAAGAGCUGGUGGAUCAUUAUAAAGGAGGGCUACAAGAUAUGUCAGCCAGUAUCGCAGAGUGCCAUCCCGAUAUCAUUGAGGCGCUUGAAAGAAACAAUUCAGAUCAUAAAACAUUAUGCGGAUCCUAUUUUGAUGAGGAUACCACCAACAAUCAUGACAAGAAACCAAUAAGAGGGGUUCAUCACACGCCCAAUGGAAGAUCAUCCGAUGAUGCUGGCAUUCAGCGAAUAAUCAAUAACGAACUGAUCAAGAAACUGUUUGAUGAUAAACACGGGACCCUCAGCUUGUCGUUCACGCCUACCAUGACAUCAGCCAGUAUCGACAAAAUCGAACAAGAGCAGGAGCGGGAUACAUUACCUAUCGUCCUUGACAUUAACAACAACAAAUACCAUGGUGUAUCAGCUAAAUCAUACGACAAUCGUUCACCACGUGGCAAUCGACAACAGAGUCUUUUAUUCAACUAUCAGCAAUCAAUACCGUCGUCGAUACACGAAUUUAGACGCGAUAAGCCAGUUUGUGUGAAUCUUCAUCAAGGAGAAAAUGGCAAUAAGAACCAACGACGAGGACGACGAGACACGGAAGAUAUGUCAUCUAUAACAUUGUCAUUGCCUGAAUCCUCAGCAGCCAUUGGUCACGCAACUACGAUCGGUGAUCUUGACGGAGACGGCGAGCGCGAACUGAUCAUAUCCGCGCCUUAUCAUGGCCAACAGCAACAACAACAAGAACUCAUGUCUGGUGCUGUCUUUGUGCUGAAUGGAACAAACACAUUGCUCAACACUCAUCAAACAUCAUCUUUAAUUGAUGAUAUCCGAAACGCAUCCCGUGACGUCCUUAUGGGAACUCAUCGACGAGGUCGAUUCGGAUGGUCUAUGGCAACAGUAGAUCUCAAUGGUGAUGGUAUUGAUGAUUUGGCUGUGGCUGCACCAUUUGCCAACGACAAUCAAGGUCAUGUCGAUAUCUUUUACGGACGCAAGCAUUUGGGGAUUGCUUCUUCGCCCGAUGUACGAAUCGAGGUGCCAAAUACGGAAGGAUUUGGAUUCGUAGUCGCCGGACUGGAUAUCGACGCUGAUGGACAUAAAGACUUGGUCGUUGGAUGUCCUUAUUGUGCUGUUGCUGGAAAACAACAGGCUGGAGCAGUUUAUAUCUUUCUCAGCAGCACCACCAGCAAAAAUAACAAGACAUAUACUGGCAGGCCCGAUAUAUCUAUAUACAACACUGCUCCAGAGCCGUACGAACAUUUCGGCAGUGCUUUAGAAUUUUCUUCUACUGCAAAAAUUCUACUCGUUGGAGCUCCAGGGUGUAACAACAACGACAACAAGAAGAAAAAGAACGUUGAAGAACGUGCAGGUCGUGUUUAUGCAUUCCGAGUCUAUAGCGAAAAUUCUCUGUGGGUAUCACUUGUGUGGACCAUGGCUGGUACUCACAGGUUUCAACAUUUUGGAAGCGUUAUCACGUUGGAUCGAACUCAGCGUUUGUUGGCCGUGUCAAGUCCGUCUGAAGAAACUAAAAAGGGUAUCGUACGCAAAUGGCAAGCAGGCACUGUUCGUGUGUACGAUUGGACUCGAUUACAUUAUGAAGGAGGAACGACGGUGGGUAUGAACCACCAUUUGGUUCAUCAGAUGAAUGGCCAAGAUUCAGCCGGUCAUUUGGGUCAUUCUCUGGCGUUUUUUGAUGAUGGGUUAUGGGUAGGCGAGCCCAUGGCCAACGGAGAACGCGGCCGGGUUCACCGGUGGGUAUUCAAAGAUAAUUCCGUGACAUGCAUGAUAAACGCAGAUACCAUGGUACCUAUACUUUUUUCCAGGAUCUUUUCAUAACAUCCUUAUCACUAAAGACACCCAUCCAAUUUUUUUUUCCUGGUUGUUCAGAGCCGAUUCGGUUCCCAUAUCCAACUAAUAGACGGUGCUAUUCUCGGGAUUACAUCCCAAUACUACAGC